UUCACCCUCCUCUUUCCCACACCGGGUUCUCUUUUCUUCUGCGAGGUGUGUGGCAAGCCUCGCAGAAUCAAGAAACCCAUCUCUUAAUUUCUCUAUUUCCUUUUCAAAUUUUUAGUACUACUACUACUCCUUUCUAUUUGCUGCAUUAGUAUCUCUUUUCACGUAGUUAUAUAUCAAUAUUCAUUAUUAUUAUUAUUAUUAUUAUUAUAUAGUUUGAGAAAUGGAGGUACAUUCUCCUGUCGGGGCCAAGAGAUUAUGGAAUGUGUUGAGGGUAACCUUCUUCAUGAUAAGGAAGGGUUUGAUCUCAAAGAGAAAGAUGAUCAUGGACAUGAAUUUGAUGAUGAAGAAAGGAAAGGUGGUGAGAAAAUCACUUAGCAAUCUCAUGUCAUCACAUCACCACCACCACAACCCUAAGAGCGUCACACGUGGCGGCGCCGCCUUAGGGGUGCAUUAUGAAUUCUCUUGUAACAGUAGUCCAAAUCCAAUUUUUUUCAACAUGCCAAAGCGCAAGCACCACUUCAACUUCCCCUGCAUCCAUGCCCCUGAGGUUCUCGAAGAGGAAGAAGAAACUGAUUUUUCAUUAGAAGUUGAAAGUGAUGUGCCUAAGGCUGUGGUCACCGUGCCCAAAACCCCAGAAUACGUGUACAACUUUUUUGUUGAGAAAAAGAGUCCUCUUCUCUCACCGUUCUCUGUGAGGGUCUCCAAUUACUCUGCAUUGGAUGAAAAUGAAGACAUUGGAAAUGACCAUGUUGAUGAUCAAGCUGAGGAUUUCAUCAGAAGGUUCUAUGAACAGCUUAGGACGCAAAGCCCAGUGCAAUUCCUGCGUUACCAGGAGAUGUAAAUUAAGACGUACAGAAGCAUGUACUUAAUUAUGAUAAUAAUGAUCAUGCACUUGUUCAAAAAUGCGCUACUUCUGAAUGCUGAUCAGUUACAUGUUGCAGAGUAUUUCUUAGAAUAUUGGUGUCUGAAAUUUUGCAUUUCGUUGUCCGUGUACAUUGGUGUUAUGCACUGCUGUUCAUUAUCCAUGUUCGUUUUUGGUCAAUGAAUAUUUUUGUUUACAUUCUGUAA
Messenger RNA from Glycine soja, 1068 nucleotides. RefSeq lists its product as uncharacterized. Bases 221 to 841 code for a protein of 206 amino acids. The record is from RefSeq and is a predicted model, not a curated record. NCBI's taxonomy places the organism in Eukaryota, Viridiplantae, Streptophyta, Magnoliopsida, Fabales, Fabaceae. The transcript has a single exon.